AUGGAAGACGGUGAAAAUCAGGAGAAUAACAGUCCAAACAGCAACACUUCUCAAAUAGAGGAAAAAUCAAAGCUUCAUAAUUCUCAAACAAGCAAUGGAAUGAAUCAGAACAAGAACAAAAAUAGUGAAAAUAAAUUAGGAAAUGCAGCUCUUAAAAUGGAUCCAUUCAUUAAUGAUCUAGCAAUGCCUUAUGUUGCUGCUAGAUAUGUUCUCGAUAAAAUCUGGACUCGUUUCGAGUGAAGAGAUUAUAUUGAUAAUACACUUCUUCCUAAGCUAGAUUCACAUAUUCAUAAUGAGACCUUGAAAUAUGCUCCACUACUCUUGGAAAAAUACUCAUUCUUCCACGAUGAAGGAGAAACAGCUGCUGACAAGGAUGACCAGUUCCAUUCUUGGUUGUUAGAGGAGGAUGAUAUCAUUCCUCCAAAAAUAGAUUGACAUGCUGCAGAUCAUACUUCUGUUCAGAAAACUACCAUUUUCAGUCAUAAAGCUCGAAGAAAUCUCAUCGAAAUUAAAGAGAAAGAGCAUUCUAAUGACAUUGGAAAUACUUGAAAUAAACAGAUAAACUACUUAAAUGGAAAAGCUAUUGAUCAGUUUGAAAAUUUUAGCAAUAAUAAAAGACCUCUUUCUAAGAGUAUUAAAGAGUUCGACAUAAAAUCUGCUACUUCCAAGCAGACUUCUACCAUGGAAAAGUUAAUGAUCAAGGCAAAAGUGCAUCUAAACCUCACUAGAGACACUGCCAACAAAAUUGAACAAGUUCCUUUAAACAAAAUCUCAAGGCCAACCUCCAAGCAGCAGGUAAUCUACAAGGAUUCUAAUGGGAGAACCACUGUCAUAAAUUACAAGACAAAAGACCUUGAAAUGAAAGAAGAUUCCCAAGUUCUCCACAUGAGAGAAUUUAAGCUAAAAUAAGGAAAUGGCAAAAGAGAAAGCCCAGUUACAGCUUGACCUCAAGGCUCAACAAGACGCUCUCCAUCGGAAACGAGCUGACUCCAAAAUAGAUAUCAAUAAAGUCACAUUUGACACUAAGGGUAAUAUACUAACCAAAAGAAAGUUUAAUGUCCAUAAUUUACCCCAGGUUGGCAAAGACGUUGCUCCUGGAUACCAUAAUAACCCACAUUCACAAGUGAAGUCCUCUUUUCAGGAAUUUCAGAAUCGUCUGAAGAAGCAGAAGGAUGAUCGAGAUAAAAUCCGUGGUCUUAAGAUUCGGAAUAAUGAUGACCCCAACAACACUAAAAGCCAAAGGAAGAAUAUAUCCAGUAGUAUCAGGAAAGCUGGGAACAAAAAAGAAGCUGAAGAUCAACAUACCAAUGGCAUGGUCGAAUCAGGUGGCUCCUUCUUUAACUCAUUUAAUCCCCGAAGUGGAGUGACUAUCAAGGAAGGAUGCUCUAAAAUUAAGAAAGGAACCAGCUAUAAAUCUCUUGUAAGAAAUAUUUCUAGGAAUGAUUACUCUAAAACAUACUCCAAUAAGCCAUUUGAAGUGAGAGGAAUUCUAUCAAACUCUCAAUCGCUAAGAAACCUUGGGGCUCCAAAAAAAAGUCAAGGUAUUAGUUUCUAUGAAGAAGGAAGUUUACCUCCAAUAAUAUCGACAAGGGAUCGAUACAAUGCUUCUCAGGAUGAGGAAAUGAUUGAUGAUUUUAUGCUUGAUCAGAGUGAGAUACGCCCUAAAAAGAAUGAAGAUACUAUCAUAAAGCAAGGAGAUAUAACAGAAUUGAUCAAUCUGUCUCCCAAGAAUAUCUUCAAUGAGACAGGCUCAUAUGGAAAUUAUCAGAAGCAAUCUCAGAUUUCUAUUUUACCAAAAUAUGUUCCAAAGAAUUCAAGGAAUCAGUCACUUCUGAAGAAACUUUCGCUUCAGGCAUUAAAGCACAGUGCGACGGUUAAGCUAGUAAACUCUGAAAUGGCUAGUCCUAGAGAACAAGAAGAGGAUUCUCCAUCCCAUAAAAUUUCAAGCUUCAACCAAAGAAUUCUAUCUAGUAUGAAUUGGGGUAAUGAGAAUUCAGAAUCCAAACCCGUAAAAAUCCCAAAACGUCCUUCUGAAACCAAGAACAUGAACUAUGCUCCUCUUAGUGCUAGGAACCAACUCCAGGCAAUCCAAGAUCAAGGGAAGCUAAAGAAGAAUAGAUGGUUGAACUCAGGUGAUACUAAAGGAAGGAACUAUCUCAGCCAAUUCACAACUUAAUUCAUAACCUGCCAACUUUUAGUUCAAAAUA
Molecule: messenger RNA, 2207 nt
Organism: Moneuplotes crassus
Lineage: Eukaryota; Ciliophora; Spirotrichea; Euplotida; Euplotidae
Source: the annotation of a GenBank genome assembly